Molecule: messenger RNA, 941 nt
Organism: Durotheca rogersii
Lineage: Eukaryota; Fungi; Ascomycota; Sordariomycetes; Xylariales; Xylariaceae
Exons: 1
Coding region: 209-586 (125 amino acids)
Source: RefSeq, a predicted model, not a curated record
GCAGACUUGACUAGGGUGUCACGCAGUCGUUGAGCCUCACGUGGCCCCCCCCCGAUGGAUAUAUAUAUGUGUGUGUGUGUGGUUGGUUUUCCUCUCAGAGGAGACGCUCAUUUGCAGUCCUUCAUGAUGCAAACGGAUAUACCUACACGCCCACGCCACAGAUCACCAAUUUAAAGAAAGAAAACGGCACACUGCCAAUUCACACACCAUGUCAUCUAGCAAGAACGGCACGAGCAACUAUUCCUCCAGCUCUUUCGUCUCCGUCUCCUUCUCGCAAACCACCAGGAACGGGCAGACUACCGGGGCCCGAUACGCAUCGCACACGGCAAGCGACCCCCAAGGCACCACGACAUUCACGGGAUCGCAGCGCCUGGGCGAGCCCGUCUACACGGAACGCCGCGACUACGAUGCCUCGGGCCGUUUGAUCUACUCGGACCGAGGCACGGGUGCCGGUGGAGGGGUGGACUCGAGUCGCCGCAUCGAAGAGGCCUCAGAUGGAGACGAGCGACGCAGACAGCGGGAGAAUGACAGGCUCUACGAGGAACGCAUCGAGGACGAGUACGCGAAGCGCGAGGGCGGGGCCUAGACUGGUGAAGAACCUAGGUAUGGUAGGAAGAAUGGCUAUACUGGGGAGAACCAACCUACAGGAGAAGAAUCAAGAUGGCUUGAGACGGAGAACUCGGCUCACGGCGGAGGUAGGUAGAGGUAGGUAGGUGCCCGCCCAAGGUACCUAGAGUAAAUGUCUAUUUAAUGUCGAGUUUGGCGACGGAGACUCGGUAUCAAGGCAAAUUGUCGGAGGACAAUAUGGGCUUCCCCAUUUAGCAAUCUAGGCCUGUGCGGCUUUCUGCGUAACGAAAUUACAGUCGCCUAGCUGCUGUCUUAUGUUCGGCGCUGCAUUGCGCGUAUGCCUUCAACAUAAUAUAAUACCCUAUGGAUCUGGC